AUGGAGGUGUUUGCUCUUAUAUCCAUGUGUGCUACCGCAAAAGAGGCGUGGGAUGUGCUGAUGAGUACGUAUGAAGGAAAUUCUAAAGUCAAGAAACAACGUCUUCAACAAUUAGCCACCAGAUUUAUAUACUCUAAGGUGAAGGUUUGGGAAGAAAUAGAGGAUAGGAAGAUCGAGUCUUCGCGUAGCGGGAUCACCCAAGUUAUCGGUGUUGAUUCCUGGUGUAUCUAUCCUGUUCUUUCCGCUGCUGUGUUCGUGUGUUUAAUGGCGCUGCAAAGAGAAGGUGGGUCUGUUGUGAGACCACCCCUACUUGAUGGAAGCAAUUAUAUCUACUGGAAAAUGCGAAUGACUUCCUUCAUUCGUGCGGUCGAUGAGAAUGCUUGGACUUCUGUUGAAGAAGGAUGGACUGUUCCAUGUGAUGAGGAAGGGAAACCCAAGCCAAGGAUCAGGUGGACGUUCAAUGAAUUGGCUGCUUCAAACGCUAAUAAAAAAGCACUAAAUUCAAUCCAGAAUGCAGUUACCAUGGAGGUGUUUGCUCUUAUAUCCAUGUGUGCUACCGCAAAAGAGGCGUGGGAUGUGCUGAUGAGUACGUAUGAAGGAAAUUCUAAAGUCAAGAAACAACGUCUUCAACAAUUAGCCACCAGAUUUGAAGAGUUAAAGAUGGACGAGAACGAGACAAUCAGUAUUUUUCAUGGCAAAAUCCUUGCUAUUGCCAACGAGAGUUUCUCACUUGGUGAGAAAAUUUCUGAAGAGAAACUGGUGAGAAAGGUGAUGCGCGCUUUACCAGAGAGAUUCGAUUACAAAAUUGCUGCUAUUGAUGAAGCUAGAGAUGUGUCUGAUAUGAAGCUGGAAGAACUCAUUGGAUCGUUGAGGACGUUUGAGAUGAAUCUGAGAUCUGAGAAAACUGGGAAAGGGAAGAGUAUUGCCUUUGUUGCUGAUUUCGGGAAUAGCAAAAAGAAUUCUACAGAAUUCGACUCUGAUGACUUGGUUGAAUCGUUUGCUACAUUCACCAAGAUUUUUGGUAAAGCCUUCAACAAAUUCAAGAAGAAGAAUGGCGGCAACAAGGGAUUUCAGAAUGCCAAGAAUUUUCAUCCUUCUCAAAGUAAGAAUGAACGUGGAUUAGAAUACAGAUCAGGAAUUCAAUGCCACGAAUGUCAUGGGUAUGGUCAUAUUAAAGCCGAGUGUGCCAACACAUUAAAGAAGCAGAAUAAAUCCUUCAAUGUUUCUCAAAGUGAUGAUGAAACGGAUGACAGUGGGAGCGAUUCAGAGGAUGAACCAGUUGCUCUUCUAAGCUCUACUGAUCUUUCUAAGAAGGAGGAGAUUGAGGAUGAUCCUUUGAAACUUGAGACUGAUUCUGACACUGAAGAGAAAACUGUUGCUUAUGCUGCGAAAGUGGAGGAAGUUUCUGCCAAAGUCUCUCUGGACGUUGCUACUAUGGAAGAGACUGAAAGUGACAAUGAGGAACUUGAUGAAAGCAACCUGGAGAAAAAUUAUGAGAUGAUUUAUAAGAAAUGUUUGGCGGUGCUGGAAUUAAACAAGUCUCUAUCAAUGCAACUUAAUGAUGUUUCUAGAGAACGCGAUAAUUAUAAGGAGAUGUAUGAGAUGCAAAAGACAGAACUUGACAUUCUUAAGCAGACCAUGGAAUCGAAGAUGGGAGAAUUGGAGCAUCAACAGAAGCUGGUUAAGAUGAUGAAUUCAGGAACAAACAAGCUCGAUGAAAUUCUGGAGAAUGGGCAAUGUUCUGGAAACAAGGCAGGUUUGGGAUUUCAAGGAAAAGGUUGGGUUCCUAAAAAUGAUGGUGUCAAAAGUAAUGAUAUCCCAACCAAAGAAGCAAAUCGUCCACCUCCUCAAAACACUCACAGGCCAGCGACUUAUAGAAAUAUGCCUCCUAAGAAGAAUCAUAAUCGAGCCUUUAUUCCUACAUGUCACUAUUGUGGAAGGCGCGGGCAUAUCAGACCCAGAUGUCGUUUCUUUCUUCGUGACAUCAAGAUCAACAUGAGAAACUCUCAAAACCAUCGACCAAGGAUGAACAUAAGCUAUGUGGCUCAAAAUUCAUUGGGGUCUGAAUUUCAACACUCAUGGCAUCUGGAUAGUGGUUGUUCUAAUCAUAUGACAGGAGAUGCAAAAUAUCUUGAAGAUAUUCAUGCUGUGGCAGAUGAAGAAGUCACUUUUGGAGAUGGUGUUCUGGCGAAAGUUAUUGGAAAAGGGACUUUAAAUGUUUCAGGUAUGCCGAAGCUUAAGAAUGUUAUGCUUGUCAAUGGUUUAAAAGCUAAUUUAAUCAGCAUUAGUCGGCUUUGUGAUAUUAAAAUGAGUGUUAGCUUUGACAAGGAUAAAUGCAUUGUGAAGAAUGGUGAGACAAUGUUUAUAACUGGAAAGCGCUCAAGUGAUAAUUGUUAUAUUGUCUCAACUAACAACUCGCACUUCAAGGCCUACACAGAUCCUACAGAAUCUUGGCAUCAAAGACUUGGGCUCUGCAUCUUAUGA
Salvia miltiorrhiza (redroot sage) is the source of this 2484-nucleotide messenger RNA. RefSeq lists its product as uncharacterized. Bases 1 to 2484 code for a protein of 827 amino acids. The transcript has 3 exons. The record is from RefSeq and is a predicted model, not a curated record. Gene Ontology annotation, molecular function: zinc ion binding; nucleic acid binding. NCBI's taxonomy places the organism in Eukaryota, Viridiplantae, Streptophyta, Magnoliopsida, Lamiales, Lamiaceae.